Mya arenaria is the source of this 5810-nucleotide messenger RNA. Its product is annotated as serine/threonine-protein kinase 32B-like. The record is from RefSeq and is a predicted model, not a curated record. Gene Ontology annotation, biological process: regulation of signal transduction; G protein-coupled receptor signaling pathway; protein phosphorylation. Gene Ontology annotation, molecular function: G protein-coupled receptor kinase activity; ATP binding; G protein-coupled receptor binding. The coding region runs from base 207 to 1481 and encodes 424 amino acids. The transcript is spliced from 13 exons. Lineage: Eukaryota; Metazoa; Mollusca; Bivalvia; Myida; Myidae.
CAAUCAGGAAAUGAACAGAAGUGAUACGUUUUAUUUAAAAGUGCUUUAUUUACUAGUUUCGUUUUACACAAUGUAAAGAUCGUGCUUGUUUAAACAUUGCUUACGUCUAGCGGACCCUUGGGGGGGAGGGAUACGCCCCUUAGGCGCAUUGAUGCGUGUAACAGUAGACUGGAAGACUGGGUUGUAGUCUAGGAUGUGCCCAGAUUAUGGGGGGUAACCAGUCAAACCGAGGGAUCCCAUUUGAUGCCUCCGGAGAAGUCAAUUUUGACCACUUCCUAAUACUCCGUGCCAUUGGAAAAGGGAGUUUUGGAAAGGUGUGUAUAGUCCAAAAGCGGGACAGCAAGAAGAUGUAUGCGAUGAAGUACAUGAACAAGGCAAUGUGUGUUCGUAAUGAGGCUGUGCGGAACGUGCUGAAGGAGAUUGAAAUACUGACCACUCUUGACCAUCCCUUCCUCGUCAACCUGUGGUUUACCUUCCAGGAUGAGGAGGAUAUGUUUAUGGUGGUGGAUCUGUUGCUAGGGGGUGAUCUACGCUAUCACAUUCAACAAGAGGGGUCAUUUCAAGAGGAUCGGGUACGCCUGUACAUAGCGGAGAUAGCCCUUGCCCUGGAUUACCUACAAACAAAACACAUAAUACACAGGGACAUUAAGCCGGACAAUAUUCUGCUUGAUGAAGAAGGCCAUGUGCACAUAACAGAUUUCAACAUUGCCACAGUGCUCAAUGAAGGACAAAUGGCUACAUCACUCUCUGGCACAAAGCCUUAUAUGGCCCCAGAGAUGUAUGCGUGUGCCUUAGAAGAGUGUGCGGGAUACUCAUAUCCGAUUGAUUGGUGGUCAGUUGGAAUUUGUGCCUAUGAGAUGGUCAGAGGAAGUCGUCCAUAUGACAUACAUUCCAACACAACAGCUCAUGAAGCAAAGAUGAUGUUCACAACAGCCCGGCCCUGCUCGUCUGCAGUCUGUGAUGACAAUAUUAGAGGCCUGUUGAAACAGCUACUACACUUGGACCCAGAAAAGCGGAUAUCAUCAGUGACAGAGCUACAAAGUCACCCUUACAUGGAAGGCUUAGAUUUCAGCCAUGUCCUGCAGCGUGAAGUGAAACCUGCAUUUGUGCCUUCGAAGGACCAUUUGAACUGUGACCCGACCUAUGAGCUGGAAGAAAUGAUUAUUGAAGCGAAUCCCCUCCACAAGAAGAAAAAACGCCUCGCCAAGCAGUCCUCACGCAAGUCUGAAGGUCAUGUCAACUCUCAGGAAAUCAUAGAUGAGGACAAGGUGGCUGAGGAUGCCUUCUCCAACUUUCUGCCCUUUAACAGGGAGAGGGAUUCCAAUAUGAAACAUCGUGUUCACAUGACAACGAGUGACUCUGCUAUAGCUCAACACCGGGUAGCGAGUUCUGAUAUCGAUAAUGGACAAAAACACUCAGCACUCACUAAAGCAAACAGUGAACCUGCAUCAAAUCUACUCAAAGUGAAUGUAAAAACAUGACGCAAGAUAGCUAUUUGUUGUCUUGUGUUAUAUUUAAUGUUAUAAAUUAUGACUGUGUGAUCUUACAAAUGUUGCAAUAAAUUGUGUAAUUUUCAAACAACAGUGUACCUGCCACUUGUGUAAUUAUUUGCUACAAGCUUCUUCACGUUUACACACAAGUGACAGUAACGACAUUGUCACAUGACUUAAGUCAAACUACUAAGGCUGAGUAUCUGACCACUGUGACCGUUCCACAUAUCACUAUCACUUCUUCAACCGUUGGGCGUCCAGAAUAUGCCAGAUGGUACCACAAACUCCCUGAUUGGCUACACAGAAAUCAUCCUUUAGAGGUUUCUUAUUGCUCUUAGGCUCUCGAUGAUUAAGAAGUGUGGAGCAAGUGAAACGAGCAAACCAUUCUUCGUCAUUUAGAUGUUCUGUCUAAGAUAUGAUAUUUAGCUUGCGGGGAUACCAAAUAAUGUUGUCCUGUCCAUUAAGUUGUAAAAUUACAUUCAUAACUAUUAAACGUGGUACUAAAAACUGAUGAUUUCAUUUGCUGGACAUUUAGGUUUUGAUCUGAAUAGUGUGAUUAGCAAGGUGAAGCAGAUGUGCAAGCAAAGAUCUGAUUUAAGAUGUCUUCUUUUGCUUCCCAUGUGAUAAUUAUUGCUGUUAUAGUGUGAUAGUUUAAUUAUUUGUUUUUGGAUCUUUCCUGCCUGUAAGCAGGCAUUAUAAAGGGAAGGACAUGCUUCAACAUUGCUUUGUAGUAUGUUGUGUAUACAGUAUGUGGUAAAGUGACUCUCACCUUUGAUACAGUCAUGCAUCAAACUUCUUAGUUUUAUGUGUAUAAACUGCUGGUAACAAUAUUAAGUCACCUUUAAUAGUUGUAAUAAAAGUUUUUUUGAUAUUAAAUAUUUAAAAGUAUGACAGCUAAUGCUUAAUUUUGUGGAGCAUUAGAACUUUUUUUGAAAAUUUUGUAAUUUAGGAUUUUUAAUAUUGAAAAAAAAAAAAUCUUGCAAACAAGAAAGGUACAAACAAGAAAGGUACGAGAGUCUGUUCCAAGCCUUAUUUACUUGCUUUAGUUGACAUGUAACAAUUAAUGCCACCGAUUAACCCUUAUGACAGGAAAGACCUAACAAACACACUACUGUCACAUCUCUGUUGUUAUGUUAAUAAUAUGCUACAAUGAAGAGUAAAAUUAUAACAAAAAAUAACAGAAAUUGUGUUAAUAAAGAAGUUGCGAAAGAUGGCGUGUACAUGUAAAUAUAAAAGUUGCAAUAAAAUUUUUAAGCUGAUAUAAUAAUCAGUUUUCAUUUGACAUGCAUGUAUUUAAGAUGUUGAGAUAAAUGAUGAGAAAACUGUCUGUUUGUCCAUUUAAGUAAGGGUUCUCACGAAUAUGCAGUAAUUAUGUAAGUUAUGUGACUUGUGCAGCAUGCUCGAGGGUCUGUGCAUUCUGACUUCUGUGGCAUGCUUGAGGUUCGGUGCUUUCUGACUUUUGCAGCAUGCUUGUGGGUCGGUCCAUUCUGACUUCUGCAGCAUGCUUGAGUGUCGGUGCGUUUUAACUUCUAUGGCAUGCUUGAGGGUCUGUGCUUUCUGACUUCUGUGGCAUGCUUGAGGGUCGGUACUUUCUGAUGUCUGCAGCAUGCAGGAGGGUCAGUGUGUUCUGACUUCUGCAGCAUGCUUGAGGCUCGGUGCAUUCUGACGUCUGCAGCAUGCAGGAGGGUCAGUGUGUUCUGACUUCUGCAGCAUGCUUUAGGCUCGGUGCGUUCUGACUUCUGCAGCAUGCUCGAGGGCCGGUGCGUUCCGACUUCUGCAGCAUGCUUGAGCGUCUUUGUGUUCUGACUUCUGCAGCAUGCUUGAGGCUUGGUGCAUUCUGACUUCUGCAGCAUGCUCGAGGGUCUGUGCGUUCCAACUUCUGUGGCAUGUUUGGGGGUCGGUGCUUUCUGGCUUCUGAAGCAUGCUUGAGGGUCAGUGCUUUCUGGCAUCUGAAGCAUGCUUGAGGGUCUUUAUGUUCUGACUUCUGCAGCAUGCUUGAGGCUCAGUGCGUUUUGACUUCUGCAGCAUGCUCGAGGGUCUGUGCAUUCGGACUUCUGUUGCAUGCUUGAGGUUCGGUGCUUUCUGACUUCUGAAGCAUGCUUGAGGGUCAGUGCUUUCUGACGUCUGAAGCAUGCUUGAGGGUCGGUGCGUUCUGACUUCUACAGCAUGCUCAAGGGUCGGUGUGUUCAGACUUCUGCAACAUGCUUGAGGGUCUUUGUGUUCUGACUUCUGCAACAUGCUUGAGGCUUGGUGCGUUCUGACUUCUGCAGCAUGCUUGAGGCUUGGUGCGUUCUGACUUCUGCAGCAUGCUCAAGGGUCUGUGCGUUCCAUCUUCUGUGGCAUGUUUGAGGGUCGGUGCUUUCUGACUUCUGAAGCAUGCUUGAGGGUCCUUGUGUUCUGACUUCCGCAGCAUGCUUGAGGCUCGGUGUGUUCUGACUUCUGCAGCAGGCUCGAAGGUCUGUGCAUUCCGACUUCUGUGGCAUGCUUGAGGGUCGGUGCUUUCUGACUUCUGAAGCAUGGUUGAGGGUCAGUGCUUUCUGACGUCUGAAGAAGCAUGCUUGAGGGUCGGUGCGUUCAGACUUCUGUAGCAUGCUUGAGGGUCGGUGCUUUCUGACCUCUGAAGCAUGCUUGAGGGUCAGUGUGUUCUGACUUCUGCAGCAUGCUUGAGGGUUGGUGCGUUCGGACUUCUGCGGCAUGCUUGAGGGUUAGAUCUCCUUGCACAACUGAAAUAUUUCUUUCGUGUUCAAACUGAUGUGGUAAAAGCAUUUUAUUUGGAUUAAUUUCUUCAAAUAGCACAUGUGACAUUUAUUACCAACAUAAUGACUCGAUGAAACCUUAGUUUAGUGUCAACCUCAAAUGGUUUAUCUAAAAUAUCACAUAUUUUAAAGAUAAUUUUGUAUUUUUUUGUCUGUUAUUAACCAACAAUUUUUUUUACAAAUUAUCUUUAAAAAAUAAAAUGAUUUAUUCAAUUGCUUUGAUAAAAUUGCAUAUUUAUAUAUUUUUCAUUGUGUAAAUAUACUAUAAAAGAAACUAAAAGGUUAUGCUUAAUAACAAAAAACAGACAUCACCCCCAUACUUGUCGCAUUCUGUUCCACGACAUUUAAUGUUAUGAGAUGUGCAGUAGGUUGUUGGUGUUGGGUUGACCAGGUGAACAUUUUACCAAUGUUUCAUGAAAAUCCUUCAAUCCUUUCCUCUCAAAAGCAUUUAACUGCCUGCCCCAUGAUCACAUCUCUUAAUGCAUAUGGUCUCUCAGCUCCAACAUGUAAACUUAUGCACAGCUAUCUUACAAACAGAAAGCAAUGUGUCAAACUUGGUCAAAUUACCAGUGAGUGGGACUCGAUCCUGAAAAUCCUUCAAGCUAUAGCUAGGGGUUUAGGAGAUACGGAGCUGACAUAAAAUACAUGGCUAUGACCUUGGGCCUUUACUCCUGUUAUGUGGUUUCUGCACUACAUCUCAACCUGGUGAAUAUUUGACCAGAGGUUUUAGGAGAAAUAGAGAAGACACUAAAUCUGUGGCUCGAACCUUUGACUUGGAACUGUGACCUUAAGCCAGCAUGCCUAGAAUGAAGGUGCUGCUUGUCAUUUUUAUGUGAUGUAUAUUUGACCAAAGUUUCAUUCAAGAUUUUCAAGGGAGUUUAGGAGGUACGAAGCAGACCCAAAAUCUAUGGCUGGAACCUUUGACCUUGAUAUCUUGCAUGCCUGUAAUGUACCAGUAGGUUCUGCACAUCUUGGCGAACAUUUGACCCAAAAUUCAUGAAGCUGUUUAAGAUACAGAGUGGACACAAAAUCUAUGGCUUGAACCUUUGAUUUUAAAUUGUGACCUAAACCUAGAGCAUGCAUGCCUGGAAUGUGAGUUCUGCAUGUUAUCUCAAAGUGAUGAACAUUUGACCAAAGUUUCAUGACAAUUCUUAAAGGGGUUAAUUAGAUACAGAAUGGAGACCCAAUCAAUGACUUGAGCAUUUGGACAGGAACUCUGACCUUGACCUUGAGAAGAUGCGUAUGAUAAGUGUGCACAUCAUCUCAAUGUGGUGACCAGUUGACCAAAGUUCCAUGAACCUCUUUAAAUGGCCUAACAAGAUAUGGAGUGGACACAAAAGUGUGCCAGACAGAGGGAUGGACAAACAUCCUUGCUAAAAACAGUAUGUCACCCCCUGCAUAGCAUUUAUAUAAAUUUUAUAUAUAAAACAUUCAAUCAGUUAAAAUGUAUUUUUAUUAUGUAAAUGUGCUUGUUGUCUUAUGUUAUUUGUAUUCCAUAGUUUGAGUGCUGUUAAAUAUUUGUUUACAUUUCAGAAACAAAUAAAUUUUGCCAUCACACAUUUCA